ACUGACACUAUUCUUCAUCAUGCAGCAGCAGGUGUGGAGGUGGUGCAGCUGUGAUUUGUGUGGUCAUCACGCUGUUGGACUCCUCUUCCUCUUCCUCUUCCACAGCUGGAGGCCUGCAGUCACGACAUCCUUAACGUCAAGUCAUGUCACGAUUAAAGUUCUGACAUUUAGAUGUGUUUACUUCCGCUGACUCAAAGUGACGGCAUGAAGGGUGGCGGAGAAUGGGUUUGUAGCAGCCUGCAGCAUCAGGGAGUAUCAGAGUUCUUCUGCUCGCCGUCUGAGGUGGAGAUGCUUCGCUCGCAGGUCCUUCUCGUGGCUUUGUUGUCCUCUGUGCUGCUGGGGCAGGUCAGCGGCGCUCCACGCAGAGACAUGCUGACCCUGAGAGCAGACCUCUCCAGCGACAAGGAUCUCGCCAACCUGCUCCUGCUGAAGUUUGUGUCUGAGCUGGUGGCAGCGAGAGGAGACGAGAUGCCGCCCAGGCUGGGGGAGGAGGAGGAGGAGGUGGGAGUCAGGGAGGAGGUGAUGCGGCGGCAUCUCCCUCUCUCCCAAAGAGAGCGCAAGGCAGGCUGCCGCAACUUCUUCUGGAAGACGUUCACCUCGUGUUAAC
This is a messenger RNA of Epinephelus fuscoguttatus (brown-marbled grouper), 607 nucleotides long. It is a transcript of the gene sst5, whose product is annotated as somatostatin 5. Gene Ontology annotation, molecular function: hormone activity. Gene Ontology annotation, biological process: regulation of cell migration. The record is from RefSeq and is a predicted model, not a curated record. NCBI's taxonomy places the organism in Eukaryota, Metazoa, Chordata, Actinopteri, Perciformes, Serranidae. Gene Ontology annotation, cellular component: extracellular region. The transcript has 4 exons. The coding region runs from base 172 to 606 and encodes 144 amino acids.